Molecule: messenger RNA, 2517 nt
Organism: Macrosteles quadrilineatus (aster leafhopper)
Lineage: Eukaryota; Metazoa; Arthropoda; Insecta; Hemiptera; Cicadellidae
Product: catalase
Exons: 10
Coding region: 180-1691 (503 amino acids)
Biological process (GO): hydrogen peroxide catabolic process; response to hydrogen peroxide
Cellular component (GO): cytoplasm; mitochondrion; peroxisome
Molecular function (GO): catalase activity; heme binding
Source: RefSeq, a predicted model, not a curated record
AACAAACUGCCGUCUGCUCAGUCUGUCUGCUCCUAUCCUCCUAUCGCAAACGUCAUUCAUACGAUAUAGUUCAGUGCGCGAGUGCCGUUUUGUUUACAUUGAAUAGUAUUGUUUUUGUUUGAGUGAACUUUGUGGUUAUAAAAGUUCUUUAGUAGCGUUUCGUCAACUUAAAUUUGAAAAUGUCUCGAGGAGCAGCAGAAAAUCAGCUUGAAGACUUCGGAAGGAAACAGAAGGUUGCCCCAACCAUGACCAGCAGCAAUGGCGCCCCGGUGGGUGACAAGACUGCGACGACCACUGUUGGCCCCAACGGUCCAGUCGUACUACAGGACUUCACCCUGAUUGACGAACUUGCCCAUUUCGACCGAGAGCGCAUCCCUGAGAGAGUUGUUCACGCCAAGGGAGCCGGUGCCUUCGGCUACUUUGAGGUGACUAAGCCUGACAUCACCAAGUAUUGCAAAGCAGCUCUGUUCUCUGAGGUGGGCAAGAGGACGAAUAUUGCGGUUAGGUUCUCCACAGUCGGGGGUGAAAGCGGCUCAGCUGACACUGUCAGGGAUCCUCGUGGAUUCGCUGUCAAGUUUUACACGGAGGAAGGCAACUGGGACCUCGUUGGUAACAAUACCCCAAUCUUCUUCAUCAGAGACCCACUUCUGUUCCCCAGCUUCAUCCACACCCAGAAGCGUAACCCAGCAACACAUCUUAAGGAUCCAGACAUGUUCUGGGAUUUCAUCACUCUGCGUCCUGAGACGACCCAUCAGGUAAUGUUCCUGUUCUCUGACCGAGGUAUUCCCGAUGGCUACCGACACAUGAACGGUUAUGGCUCUCACACGUUCAAACUUGUCAACGAAGCCGGUGAGCCUGUCUACUGCAAAUUCCAUUAUAAGACGGACCAAGGCAUCAAGAACCUAGACGUAGACAAGGCGGGGCAGCUAGCUAGCAGUGACCCUGACUAUUCUAUCAGAGACUUGUACAAUGCCAUCGCUCGUGGAGACUUCCCUUCAUGGACGUUCCACGUGCAGAUCAUGACGUUCCAACAGGCCGAGAAAUACAAGUGGAAUCCCUUCGACCUAACAAAGGUGUGGCCCCACAGUGACUUCCCACUGAUAGAGGUGGGUAAACUAGUGCUGGAUCGCAACCCAGGGAACUACUUUGUAGACGUGGAGCAAGUUGCGUUCAGCCCUGCCCAUCUCGUGCCUGGCAUUGAACCCAGCCCUGACAAGAUGUUACAGGGUCGUCUGUUCUCCUACACCGACACCCACCGCCACCGCCUUGGCCCUAACUACCAGCAGCUACCUGUCAACUGUCCCUACAAGGUUAGCAAGGCCAACAACAUGCGAGACGGACCAAUGUGCUUCGGCGACAACCAGGCCGGCGCACCCAACUACUUCCCUAACAGCUUCAACGGACAAUCUCCCGAACCUACCCGCGGAAACUACAGCAAAUUCUCUGCCUCUGGCGAUGUCGCUAGGUAUAACAGUGAUGAUGAAGACAACUUCAGUCAGGCUACGUUGUUCUGGCAGAAGACGCUGACUGCAGAACAACGCACAAGAAUGGUCAACAACAUUGUGGAUAACUUGCAAGCGGCUUCAACAUUCAUUCAGGACCGAGCUAUCAAGAACUUCAGCCAAGUUGAUGCAGGGUUCGGGCAACGUUUGGCUGACGGACUGCGCAAAGGAAAAGUCAGCAAACUGUAAACAUUACGAAAUUUUACCAUUUGACUGUUUGUAUUUUGUUCAUAUCUCUGUUAGUAUUUAUAUGUACUUUCACUUGAUAUAUCUGUUAUAAAUAUGUUUAUAAAAUCUUUGUCCAUUGCUCUGGUAAAACAAUUGUGGUGUUGGGAUUUAGGUAAGAUUAUUUGAAAUUCCAUAAUUUAUUAUUGCCUAUUUAGAGUAUAUUCCAUUUAACAUGGUUGAAUACUACUAUACAUUUUUAAGCUAUUAUAUCUGAGAACCUGAAUGCAUUACUGUAUUAAUAGCUUAUAUUGGUUAUGUUGUGAGCUCCAAGGAUGUUUAUUAUAUAUAACUGUUUUUUUGUCAGUUAGGUAGGAUAAACUAUCUUGAAAAGUAAUGUUACCAAGAAAUGGCAGUUUUCAUAGAAAUUACCAGCUACAAGUUCUCAGUGUAGGUACUUUUCCCAAGAAUUGGUGGUACCAAAAAUUCCCUUCAGGUACUAAUGCAUCACUAUUUUUUUUUAACCGUUUUAAUGUAAUUUUAACUCCGUUUGUUAUUGCAACUUCCCAUGAUUGUUUAGCCAGCAAAACACAAAGUUCAAAACAUUUCCAUUUAAUUUUGAAAUUUAUUUUUUUCUGUUAGUAAGUAUAUAUACCGUGUGUAUAUUUUGUUGUGGUUUUAAUUAUGUUUUUGUUUUUGUUAAGGUUACCAAAUCAUUAUCUAUGUCCAAUAUUGUAGGUUGAGUAUGGUGCCUUUUUCUGUAACUAUUGAGUCUGUUUUGAUGUAUUAAAUAUAUGUGUUGUAUCUUUGACUAGGUUGUAUUUAACUGAAUAAAUGUAAUCUUAAUCUA